AUGUUUUCGAUCGCCGGCUCUAUUGGCACUGGACUGCUGAUUGCAACGGGCUCUGCUCUAGCUAAUGGAGGGCCUGCAUCGAUGCUGAUAGCGUUUGCUAUUCUGGGGUUCAUCUGCUACAACGUGCUUGUUGCUUAUGGAGAGAUGGCAACGGCCUUUCCCAUGGACAAAGGAUUCAGUGGAUAUGCGGCACGGUUUGUAGAUCCUGCCUAUGGAUUCGCCACAGGAUUGAACUACUUUUGCAAGUAUGCCGUUCUUUUAGCCAACAACUUGACAGCAUCCGGCCUCAUCAUGCAGUAUUGGCUGCCUCAUGUCAAUGUUGGCGUCUGGAUUGUCUCAUUUGCAGUUCCAAUCAUUUGUAUCAAUCUUUUCCCAGUCAAGGUUUUUGGAGAAAUCGAAUUUGUCGCUGCAAUUAUCAAGACUCUCGUGAUUCUGGGACUGAUGAUACUCUGCUUGGUCAUUGAUCUUGGCGGAGGCCCGAAUCAUGACAGACUCGGAUUCCGCUACUGGAAAGAUCCCGGAGCUUUCAAUGCUCAUCUCGUCGAGGGACCAACGGGGCGAUUCCUGGGCUGGUGGUCCUGUAUGGUCAGCGCGGGCUUCGUAUACAUGGGGACAGAGGUCGUGGGUGUGGCCUUUGGAGAGGCAGAUAAGCCAUGGAAGGUGAUUCCUCGCGCUAUACGACAGACAUUCUGGCGCAUUAUGUUUCUUUAUGUAGGGGCUGUUUUCCUCUUGGGUUUGGUUGUGCCGUACAACAGCCCUAACUUGAUGACUGCAACUCACUCAAAGACUGGAGCUGGCGCGUCCCCUUUUAUUGUGGCAAUCAAGGAUGCGGGCAUCAGUUUUCUUCCGGGCUUCAUCAAUGGCUGCUUGCUCGUUUUUGUGUUGAGCGCGGCAAACUCUGACAUAUAUAUCGCAUCACGAACACUCUACGGCCUGGCUCGUGACAGCUACUUGCCCCAAGUAUUUACCAGAACUUAUGGCGCUGUCCCCAUUGUGGCGGUUGGCACGGCUUCAAUCUUCUUUCUCUUGGCGCUAAUGAACGUCACGACUGGCAGUAACCAGGUAUUCAGCGAUCUUGUAUCGCUUGCCACUAUUUUCGGCUUAUUUAACUGGAUUAGCAUCAUGGUUACUUAUCUGUCAUUCCGGCGAGGUAUGGAGGCGCAAAAUAUGCCCCGCGCUAGCCUUCCUUAUACCGAGUCGUGGAUGAAGUUGAGAGUCUCCGCAAGCCUUUUCAUUACAUGUCUUGUUGUUUUGUUUAAUGGCGUAAACAACUUUAUACCGUCGUUUCAGGCGAAGCCAUUCGUGUUCGCUUAUGUGGGAAUUCCUAUCCAUAUUGUGCUCAUAUUGGGCCCAAAACUCCUCUUUCGAUACUCUCGCGUGCAGCCAGCAUCAAUGGACCUUUUCACCGGUCGAAUUGCAGCAGAAGAGAAACAGGCUGCAGAGAGAGAGGAGAAAAAAAAAAUUUCUCAAAGGGACUGGCGUGUUUUUGCGCUGUUUCGUCAACGGAGACUAGAAUAAGAACAGCCAUAUGGGCCAUGGUAUUGGAGGGAGUAAAGUAGUACUGUAGUAGCUAGUAAAUUGCACAUCCAGC
Molecule: messenger RNA, 1591 nt
Organism: Trichoderma harzianum CBS 226.95
Lineage: Eukaryota; Fungi; Ascomycota; Sordariomycetes; Hypocreales; Hypocreaceae
Exons: 6
Coding region: 1-1518 (505 amino acids)
Biological process (GO): amino acid transmembrane transport
Cellular component (GO): membrane
Molecular function (GO): amino acid transmembrane transporter activity
Source: RefSeq, a predicted model, not a curated record